AAAGAGAUAAUUGGAGAAAUACGACAGCACGAAUCCGUCGUUUCUUCAAACCGAAACGACAAGGCGAUAAAUUACCGUUUCGCUUUCCCUUUCUUUCUUUGAGAAGGCGUCGUAACAGAACACGACGACUCCUGAAGGAAGUGGGCAAAAAUUGAAGAUAAGGAUCAGUGGCAGAGAGAGAUAACGAACAAGCUAGCUAUUUGGUUAUGUUACUCAAAGGAUUUACAUAUUAAUCUUCUGCUGACUUCUGCUGAGUACAAAAUUGAAAGCAAACAAGUUUUGGCUUCCAAAAGUACAAGACUACGAGUUGAUAAGAACAUAUUCAUCUACUGCCAAAGGCCUGAAGUUGAACCAUGGAUUGUUCAGCUGCAAGAAAAACACAAAAGGCUGACCGUGAAAAGUUAAGGAGGGAUCGACUCAAUGAACAAUUCGUAGAACUGGGUAACAUUUUAGACCCUGAUAGGCCCAAAAAUGACAAAGCAACCAUUAUAGGUGAUACAAUUCAAUUGCUGAAGGACCUAACUUCUCAAGUUAGUAAACUCAAAGAUGAAUAUGCUACGCUAAAUGAAGAAUCUCGUGAGUUGACUCAGGAGAAAAAUGAUCUCAGGGAAGAGAAGGCAUCUCUUAAAUCUGAUAUUGGCAACUUGAAUAAUCAGUAUCAGCAGCAGCUGAGGACCAUGUUUCCAUGGACUGCAAUGGAUCAUUCAGUUAUGAUGGCUCCACCAUCAUAUCCAUAUCCAGUGCCAAUGGCAGUACCUCCUGGUCCAAUUCCCAUGCAGCCAUACCCCUUCUUUGCUAAUCAACAUCCUGCAGUCAUCUCCAACCCCUGUUCAACUUAUGUUCCUUAUUUAGCCCCCAAUACGAUUGUUGAACAACAAUCCACCCAGUACGUAUCCCCUCCACUACAUCCUUGUGGUCGGUCCAAUGUGUCAGGAAAACAAGAGUCCAAGAGCAAGUCAUCCAGGGAGAGCAAGGCUGAAAAGAAUGAGGAUUCUAAUGAUGUCACUACAGACCUCGAGUUGAAGACUCCUGGGUCUUCUGCUGAUCAGGAUUUAUCAUCCAGACAAAGAAAAUCCAGCAAGUUGUCAAGGAGGGAAAGCAGUUGCACAGAAGGAAGUUCAUUAGGUAGGUGUUCUUCUUCUCGCAGUGUUCAGGACAGCUCAUCGAGCAGUGUGGCGGCAAGCAGAAAGGAUAAUGAAUGAAAAAGUAGACAAGUUAGUCAAGUUCUCGUGCCUUGAAGCCGCUGAAAUUUUUCAUUGUGCAUCUGCUGCUACUCUGGAGGUGUAAGUCAUUCUGUUCUAAUCCCAAAAUAAAAGUCACUUCUGCUAUCUCUUCCUGACCAAGAAUUUGGUCCAAGUAGGUUUAAAUCUUACAUAAUUUAAGCAUAAACUUCCCCUUUUGGGGGAAAAACUUGAAAUUUCAGCUGGAAAAUCACCAAAUUGACCAGUGUGGCUAUCGUGUAGGUUUGUAAACUCUUUCAUAGUUGUUAGAAUGCAUGAUUCGAUACAAUUCAGCAAGCUAACAAUUUGUAUCAUGCAAUGAAUUGUCGAUGACUUUGAUCUGUACAAUACUUGCAUUAAUUGAUGAUAUCAAUGCAAUUUCAUAUAGUCAGUACAAA
This is a messenger RNA of Glycine soja, 1618 nucleotides long. RefSeq names its product transcription factor bHLH121. The transcript has 6 exons. Gene Ontology annotation, molecular function: DNA-binding transcription factor activity; protein dimerization activity. The record is from RefSeq and is a predicted model, not a curated record. Gene Ontology annotation, biological process: intracellular iron ion homeostasis. Bases 354 to 1202 code for a protein of 282 amino acids. Lineage: Eukaryota; Viridiplantae; Streptophyta; Magnoliopsida; Fabales; Fabaceae.